AUGACCAAUACCUCUUCUUCUUCGAUCUCUGAUCGGAGAAUUGCUUCAAUGAAUAAUAAUAAUAGUACACAUUUAUCAUUAUUGUCCGGUGGGCCUACUUGGCGCCAAUAUAACACUCCUACCUACUCAUUUUCAAUAGCUAGUUCUCUUGCUUCAGGUACACGCUCUCAAUCUCUUAAUUCUCCAAACCAAGCUGCCUUUUCCUCCUCGAGUGGUACCUCAUCGCAAUCAAGUUUGUCGAAUUUGAACAAGCAAUCAAACAUGCUUCCCUCGAAACCGAAGCUCCCUAAUUACCUGGCUGACACGAGCUUUGCAGAGCUGUAUAAUUCUGUUAGUACAGAAGCCUUUGCUUUAAAUGGCGCAAACAACGAUAAAGAUCCUGGUGAACUUGUAGCUUUACCUACAGCGUGGAGUGCUGAUGAUAAGUGUAACUUCUUAGAGCUGUCUGCUGAUAAACUAAGUGUAAGCUAUGCAGGUACUGGAAAAGCAGAUACGGAUGCAGCUGCUAUUAGAGCUAAUUAUCCGAUACCUCCUCAAUGUGGAGUGUUCUAUUUCGAAGUUGAUAUUAUAAAUAAGGGAAAAGAAGGGUUCAUUGGAAUUGGAUUCUGCGGUAAAAAUGUGCAAUUAAUGCGAUUGCCAGGUUGGGAACUGCAAUCGUGGGGCUAUCAUGGUGAUGAUGGUAAUUCCUUUUGUUGUUCGGGUACGGGCAAAACCUAUGGCCCAAAAUUUACAACUGGAGACACUAUCGGAUGUUGUAUCAACUUCCGUGAUGGCACUGCAUUUUAUACAAAGGGUGGAGUGAAUCUGGGGAUUGCAUUCAGAGAUUUGAAAGGCAUUCUUUACCCUUCGAUAGGGUUGCGAACUCCUGGUGAAAAAAUACAAGUGAAUUUCGGUCAACGAGAUUUCGAGUUCCCAAUCAAGCUAUAUAUGAAGGAAGAAAAAACUCGGCUAUGGAAUUUUAUCAAUGCUGGACCAAUACCUCCCUUAUCAACCCCUUCUCUAGGUGCUGUUGCAGCAAUAAACUCUAACAAUACUAACAUCACCUCCGCCUUCUCUACCACGCCGACCCCUGUAUCACACGCUGCAUCAGAAGCAAAUUUAACCGCGACAAUACAUCAACUUAUUAUGUCGUAUCUUGUACAUCAUGGGUUCAGUGAAACGGCUAAAGCUUUCUCUAAGGAUGCUGUGCAGCUUUCGAUAAAUGAUUCCAUUGUUACGGAAGGAAUGGAGAUUGAAGAUUCUUCUUCUGAUAUAGACGGGGACAUGUUAAAUCGACAGAAAAUUCGUCAUGCCGUCCUCAAGGGCGACAUUGAUCACGCUGUCAGAUUAACAAACAUAGUUUAUCCCAAGGUUCUACCCUCAAAUCAUGACAUAUUUUUCAAAUUACGUUGUCGCAAAUUCGUAGAAAUGAUCGCCAAUUGUUCUGGUUAUCGUCAAUCGCCAACCAAGGAAGUUGAGGUUAACAAAAUUGUCAGGGCUGAUACAAUUGACACAAUGUAA
Messenger RNA from Ambispora gerdemannii, 1500 nucleotides. The record is from the annotation of a GenBank genome assembly. NCBI's taxonomy places the organism in Eukaryota, Fungi, Glomeromycota, Glomeromycetes, Archaeosporales, Ambisporaceae.